AUGUAUCAUGUCCACGGUCCUACUCUGGAAAUGAUGAUGCAUACAAUGGACUCCGGACUAGGAUACCCCUCUUCUGAGGCUGGAGGUAGAGGGCACAAAAGCAUAGGUCAAGCCCCAUCUGGCUUUUCGUUGCCCAUUUUCCAUAUUAUUGAGCUGAUUUGUCUCCCUUGCAUACCCUCUCACCUGCGAACAUCGGAUACCAUCUCGAUUCGACCGAACCACCAGCUGGCCGAUUGUCUGAACCGACUGCAGGACUCCCUCGACGAACUGCAAGUAACGGAGUCGCGGGUGGCCGACCACGAAGACUGGCUGCGCUGUCUGGAGGCCAGUCUACAGAAGCGGCUGGCUGCUCAUCUGGUCGCCGAAGACUGCGACGCUCGCGAGUUCGCCGAAUGGCGUGACCGGCUCGCUCGGGUCAGACAGUUCGAAGGUAAUGUCGGUCAAAUGGCCGACAUGAAGCUGGCCGAGGGGCGUGAUGAAGAGGCUGAAAAACUGAGUCAAUUUCGGAACCGAAUUGAGGUGCGUUAUCGGGCCUUGAAUGUGGGUUUUUGA
Protopolystoma xenopodis is the source of this 552-nucleotide messenger RNA. Lineage: Eukaryota; Metazoa; Platyhelminthes; Monogenea; Polystomatidea; Polystomatidae. The record is from the annotation of a GenBank genome assembly.